UAUAGAACAAGUUAAAGCGCGUAGUAGCAGUAUGUGAAAACAUUGACAAGUAAAAAUGUUAGCUAAUGUUUUUAAGCAAUAAAAUAAACUUUUUAUUAAUUAUAAGGGUACAAUAUAUUAUUAAUAAUAACAAUCAAUCAAUUAUUAUGCUUAGUUAUUUUUAAUUAAAACAAAUAAACCAUUAAAAUGGCACAGUCUAUUUUUGACGCUCUAUCAGGCGUUUCUUUAGAUAGUUCUACAGUACAAUCAUUACUUGAAUCACAAAAUCUUUUGCCAGAUAUUGAACACUCAGCGAUAGAUCAAGAUGAAGAAGACAUUUUCCAAUGCGGUAAAUGUAAAUGUCAAUACACAUCAUUGCAUAUGUUUUUACUGCACAAAAGAUCGCAUCUGAAAAAACAAGAACAGACUGUUGAUUUAAGUCAGUAUUUAAUAAGUGAUAAUAGUCAAGUACAAGUUCAUAAUGAGGGUCCAUGUCAAGAUCCUACCACACAGUACAAUCCUACAGAAACAUUUAUACAAAGUAAUCAACUUACCGAGCCGAUAAUACUUGAAGAAUCUGAUAUGUUAUUCAGCAUGGAUCAAGAAAAUUCAAGUUAUCUGACAGCAGAUACUGAAUUUGGUGUACCAAUUAUUUUAAACACUGAAAAUCUUGAAAAUUUUACAACACCGUCAUUAAUAUCUGAUGAUAAUUUGCUGAAAGAUGACAGCGAUGAUGUACAUCAGCCACGUACAAGUGAUACAUCACAAGAUAAUGUUUCUUAUGAUGUAUCUUCUUCUAAUGAAAUUGUGCCAAUUGAUAAUAAUAUAAUGAAUGAUAUCGUAGAGGGUUUAGAAACACAAGAGAAUAAUACAAGUCCACCAUUAAAUUUAAAGUACAAGUGUAAUUAUUGCCACAAACAAUUUGCUAAAAAAUUUUAUUGGCAACAACAUGAGCGUUCUCAUACAGGUGAGAAACCAUAUCAGUGUGUUGUUUGCGGACGUGCGUUUGCACAGAAGUCAAAUGUUAAAAAACAUAUGUCAUCGCACAAAGUAUGGCCUGGUACGGCCAUACAUUCAUUACCUCCAGAGGCACCACCUGAUGGAAGUAUUGAUCGCACUUAUCAUUGUCAAUUUUGUAAAGAGAUAUUUGAUUCGUACAAAGCAUUGAAAGGUCAUUUGAUAGUAUCACAUAUGACAUUGAAAGUAUACAAAUGCGUACAGAAUAGUUGUAGUAUGAUGUUUGCCGAUUUAGAUGAUUUUCUGGAGCACACGAGAAGUCAUAAACGCUCAGAAUAUCGUUGUCACGUUUGCGGUGAAAUAUUUAAUACACUGUCUGAUCUUGGUCUUCAUCAGUAUGUUCACUCCGUCCAAAAACAAAAAACAACUGAAAAAUAUUACUGUUGUACUGUUUGUAAAUCAUCAUUUUCAAAUCUCGAAGCACUUCAACAUCAUACCGAAACUACGACACAUGAUUAUGCGUGUCCACAUUGUGGUAAAAGUUUUCUUAUUGAAAGAUUUUUACGUCGACAUUUAAAGACUCAUGUAUCCUCAGCUAAAUUUGCAUGUGAAGAUUGUGGUAAAGCUUUUAAAACAGAGCAGUAUCUUGCCAAUCAUAAGUUAAUUCAUAGUGAAGAAACUCCAUUUAUUUGUCCGCAAUGUCCUGCUAGAUUUAAACGUAAAGAUCGGCUUGGUCGUCAUAUGCUAAUUCAUGAUCUUACUAAAAGAUUGAAAUGUCCUUUUCGUGGUUAUCUUGGUUGUAUGAGUGAAUUUUCACGACCAGAUAAACUAAAAAGACAUCUUCUUACUCACAGUAAUAUAAAACGAUUCACUUGUAUUCAAUGUAAUCGUGACUUUAAUCGCGCUCAAGCGACAAAACAUCACGAAAUGAGUAAACAUACUUUCAAAUGUGAUAUUUGUUCAGAGACAUUCAAGAAUAAAGAUCAACUGAAUACACACAAUUGUAAUCAAACUGUUGAAACAAAGAAAUAUAUGAGCUCACAGUUACCAAGAAAAGCCUCUGGUACAUUUAAACCAAGAAAACCGACACCAAAGCGGCAAAUGGUAACGAAAUCUACAGCUGCUGGGUUUGCUGAUAAAGAGAAAUUAAAAACUGAUGAAGUUGAUAAGCGAAUGGUAUCAUCAGAUCUUUUGAUGCUCGACAACUUGGAAGACUUAGAAGAUAAAAAAAGUUUGAUAGAAAAUUUAAACGUACCACAAGAUAUAAAUGCUAUGGAUACUUUUAUAAAAUCUGAUUCAUCAGAUGAAGAAGAAGAAAUAGAAAUUAAAGAACAAGAAGAAGAUGAAGAUGAAGAAGAAGAAGAUAUGACCAGUGAAAUGGAUUUCCAAUCGAUACAAGAGUCCACUUGUAUCAAUUAAUAACAAAUUUUGAAACAAAACAUUUUUAAAAAAUAUAUUAGAAUUUUUUUACGUUAUCAUAGAUUUUUUUGGUUGUAGUUAAGAUAGUUAUCGCCAUUAAAUGUGCAAUGUGCGUGUACGAUGCAUUUUACAAUAGCAACGUUUUUUAGAUUACAUAUAUCUGUGAUAAUUUUACUGUAAAUAUUAAUACAUAUAUACAUAUAUUAUAUUAACUUAUAAAAAAAAAAA
This is a messenger RNA of Microplitis mediator, 2583 nucleotides long. RefSeq names its product zinc finger protein 341-like. NCBI's taxonomy places the organism in Eukaryota, Metazoa, Arthropoda, Insecta, Hymenoptera, Braconidae. The transcript is spliced from 8 exons. The coding region runs from base 187 to 2355 and encodes 722 amino acids. The record is from RefSeq and is a predicted model, not a curated record.